GUUAUAGAUCAUCCCGUGCGAAAUACACAAUCAUUUUGGAAUCUUCAACUAUCUUUUUAUAUCGUACUCACCAUUCUAAUCCCAUCUAGUCUGUCUGGACUACAGUAAAACCUUUAUUGUUAUCAUUCUCAUUCUACCUACUUCAUUCAUGCGUCUAAUCCUUUUCAACGCUAACACUUUAAUUUGAUCUACUUUGGUUUCUUGGCAUAAUUUGAGGUUUCUGUCACAAGAUUAUCUUCAAGAACCUACUGGUCGGUCGAUACCUAAGGUGCAUGUAUGUAUACGAAAUACGAUAUUCUUUGUCCCACCAAAUCAGUUCUUAUCCCUAUCUUUGUGCAUACACCGGUGGAUGCAUUAAUUUCCCCUUUCACUUCCAGCUCUACUUUUUACCAUUAGUGAAAUUUAUUAAUUAAUUUCUACCAUAUUUAUUUAUUUAUUUAUUUAAGCAAAAACACCUUCUUGAUAAAUUUUGAAAACAGUCUGGUCCUGUCCUUUUUAAAUCCUACGAUCAACCCAAUAUUACCUACAUCCAUACCAACACUCCUUUAACAGAUGCCGUAGCUGAUUUUGGAAAUUCCUCGAUUCUUACUCUCCUAGAGUAUCCUACAAUUUCUCUAAUCGACCCCUCCGUUAUCUCGAGACCCUUACCUACGACCCCUUAUCGAUCAACUUUCAUCACAACCCUCACUCGUUAUAACUACGACACAAUCGAAAAAUUGAAGCCCGUGAGGGAAAAGCUUUUCUAUAUCCUCGAUUCUUUGCCCAACCUUACCAUGAGGCGUGGUACUCUUCUAUUCCUGGUCAUCAACUUUAUAGUAAUUGGUUUCCUUGUAAAUGCCUUCAGCACCCUCAUAUCACUACUCUUCAUAGAUGGAGCUGCAGAUGCUAUUCACCGCUCCGAAAUACCUGCGCCAGGUUCCGAAUUGAUUGAGAAUCGCACACAGCUUAUUCCCAAGAUCAUUCAUCAGACAUAUAUCAAUGAGUCGAUUCCUGAGCGAUGGAAGGCGGGACAACAAUCGUGUAUUGAAUUGCAUGAUGAUUAUGAAUAUAAGUUAUGGACAGAUGAAGCCUCAAGAGCUUUCAUUGCAACGGAAUAUCCUUGGUUCCUCGAUACAUUCGACAGCUACCCCUUCCCAAUCCAACGCGCAGAUUCUAUCCGCUAUUUCGUAUUAGCACACUACGGAGGCAUAUACAUCGAUCUCGACGACGGCUGUAAACGACGUCUCGAUCCCCUCCUCAGUUAUCCCGCCUGGUUGCGCAGAACAAUCCCCACCGGAAUCAGUAACGAUGCUAUGGGAUCCGUCCCCCAACACCCCUUCUUCCUCCGCGUCAUCGAAUCUCUCCAAGCAUAUAACAGAAACUGGGGCAUGCCAUAUAUCACUGUCAUGUACAGCACCGGCCCGCUCUUCCUCUCCGUUCUCUGGAUCGAAUACAUGCGAACUGUUACCGACGAAGCAGGCCGUGUGCGUAAUCUCUUGCCAGAUGAAUACAACAAACACGCAUGGAGUUUCUUCAACAUUGUCAAAGGCAAUAGCUGGCAUGGAAAAGACGCACAGACGAUUUUCUGGAUGGGCAAACAUUGGUUCUUGCUUACGGUUGCGGGUUUUGCGAUUGCGGGAGUUGUAGGUGGAUUUCUGUGGUUGGCGUGGAAUAUGUGGGUGGUGCGAUCGGGUAAAUCGUCGAGGAGGGGAAUGGCUCUUUGGAGAAGAGUCAGUGGGAAGGAUAGAUAUGAAUUGUUGGAUCGUUCAGUGUGAUCAUAUACAUUUACUGGGAUUCGGAUGGGACUAUCAGGGUAUAUGUUAAAAUGAUAUGAUAUUUGUAAUUAUGGGAUGGGGUUUUCUGGGAUAGACAAACGAGAAAGAGGUAGAUUGUAUAGGGAUUUUAAUGGAUGAAAUGAAUUAACGGAGAAUCUUUUUACACACAAAUCGUGUUUCUGGACUUUGCCAAAUGAACACUAUUAUCCGAUCUCGCAGGCGGAUAGGUGUAAGAAUUUGGCAGCUAGGUGAUAUCAGUGUUGGUCGAUACGAGAUGAGCUAAACAUGGAGACAACAUUCACCGGGAGGAAGCUCAAGGAGGGUGAAUCGAAGUCGACGCUCACUAGGUGGCAUGUCCGGGUUUUGGCACUGUAAUUAGAUAUAUAAAGCUCAGGUGAAGACUCUCAAGUGAGAGAUCUAGAUGG
This is a messenger RNA of Botrytis sinoallii, 2179 nucleotides long. RefSeq lists its product as uncharacterized. Gene Ontology annotation, molecular function: mannosyltransferase activity. The record is from RefSeq and is a predicted model, not a curated record. The coding region runs from base 774 to 1754 and encodes 326 amino acids. Gene Ontology annotation, biological process: mannosyl-inositol phosphorylceramide biosynthetic process. The transcript has 2 exons. NCBI's taxonomy places the organism in Eukaryota, Fungi, Ascomycota, Leotiomycetes, Helotiales, Sclerotiniaceae.